GAUCGUAUUGUGCUUUGUACCGGUGCUUGGAGCGAUUCGUUGCUCAUUCGUUGCUCAUUCGUUGCUCGACACCAAAGGGUGGUUGGAAGCCAAACGCUGGACAUUGGCCCAUAUCCAGCUCACGUCCGAGGAGUGCCAGCAUCAGAAAUAUUACCGUCGUAAUGAAUCUAGAGGAAGGUGAGUCUGCUCUCAGCCCCGGCAAGUCCUCCCACACCCUGACAUGAACCGUCCAUCACGCUCUCACGCCCAGAACCCUGGAGAUUCCAUCCCACACCAGUCACGCAGGGAGAUCAGUGACUUGCUGGCCAAGACCGAGCCGCAGUUCAAGGACCGUCCCUUUGUAACGGAGAAGGUGUGCUGGUGCACUGAUACACCCGAUUGCAACUGGCUGCUGGACGUUCAUCCGGAUAAUUCUCGCCUGGUGGUGGCCACGGGAGAUUUGGGAGUCGCUUUCAAGAUGCUACCCGUCAUGGGCAAGUAUAUAUCCAAUUUGGUGGAAGGAGUAUCGCUGGAUCCUAUGUUACAGGAGGCCUGGCGGUGGCGGCCAGACAACACAAACCACAGUCAACGAUGGGGAGGAGAUGAAAGGACCCGUGACCUUAAAGAGAUGGAAGGUUGGAGAGCGGGAGAGCACUCUGGCGAACUGGGAAGCAGCAAAAGU
This is a messenger RNA of Capronia epimyces CBS 606.96, 661 nucleotides long. RefSeq lists its product as uncharacterized. Gene Ontology annotation, molecular function: flavin adenine dinucleotide binding; sarcosine oxidase activity; saccharopine oxidase activity. The record is from RefSeq and is a predicted model, not a curated record. The transcript has a single exon. NCBI's taxonomy places the organism in Eukaryota, Fungi, Ascomycota, Eurotiomycetes, Chaetothyriales, Herpotrichiellaceae. The annotation marks the transcript as partial.